CGCCCAACGAAACGAAUCCAAGUUUCGGUUCCGUCAGGUCGGGGUGCGCCUUGCACGGAAGGAAGGCCGAGGCUUCUUCGCCCUAAAGGAAGCAGGACCUCUCUAAAACUCCACUUGGGGAGAGGGGUGCCGCGUUGCGGGAGGGGGAGAGAGAGGAGGCGGGAGACCGACCCCAUUCUCUUGUCUCUCCGAGCGACGGGAAGAGAUGAGACGAUCGGAGGUGAUGACGGUGCUGUCGAACCGGAUCGAGAGGGAGGAGCUGAAGCCCGGGGAUCACAUCUACUCCUGGAGGAAGGCCUACAUCUAUGCCCACCACGGGAUAUAUGUGGGAGAUGGCAUGGUCAUCCACUUCACCAGAGCAGCAGGCGAGGAGAUUGGCACAGGAACUGUGUUAGACAGAAUUCUUUUCAGCUCUUCUCCAUCUCAUUUGGGAACCGUCUGUGAGAGAUGCGGCGAUCAGAGCAAGCUGCAUGGUGUAAUAAUGUCCUGCCUUGAUUGCUUCCUUGCUGAAGGCAAUCUCUACCUUUUCCACUACUCUGUCUCCCCAGCUUUCUUCAUUGCCAAAGCUCGGGGUGGGACCUGCACGCUGGCAGCUUCAGAUCCACCUGAUGCUGUUCUUCAUCGUGCCAAAUAUCUACUAGAUAAUGGAUUUGGCAUGUAUAGUAUAUUCAAGAACAACUGUGAGGACUUUGCAAUAUACUGCAAGACAGGUCUGCUCAUAGUGACCUCUUUCAGCGUGGGACGAAGUGGACAGUUGACAUCUUUGACAGCUGCGUUCUCGGCGAUAGCAUCUUCCCCUCUUCGUUUCUUGACUACCAGCGUUAGUGGGCUGACAUUGGUAGUUAGUGGUAUGUACUGCGUUGGCCGGUAUGUAUCUGAUAUUGGAGUUCGCAGGGAUGUUGUCAAGACUCCUGUGGAGAGGCUAGUUUCAGAGUCAAGCAUGGUUGAGCCUGAAUCAGCACCACAGACUCUAGCCGGAAAUGCACACUCAAAUAGUCAUUCUGUUGAAAAAAUUGAAGGUUAAUUUUAAGGGCCUUUAUUUACUGGGAAAUUAUGUUAUUUAAUAUAAGCAUUCCAUUGUUGUGAAGACAGAUCUUGAGUGUAUGAAAUGUGUCUUAUACAUUUUGAUGUAUGUGAUGGUCAUUUUCUGUGGAAAAGAAUUAAAAGUUGGGUUCUGAUUUUAAUUU
Molecule: messenger RNA, 1187 nt
Organism: Phoenix dactylifera (date palm)
Lineage: Eukaryota; Viridiplantae; Streptophyta; Magnoliopsida; Arecales; Arecaceae
Product: protein LEAD-SENSITIVE 1-like
Source: RefSeq, a predicted model, not a curated record